UCUUGCUGAAGAAGAGAAGCUCAGUGGACCGAAGCACAAGACGGUGGUGCCGGAGCCGAAUGCGACCAUUAAACUCCAUCGUUUCUCAAUCGACCUGUUCUUAAUUUGCUCGCUGUUCCUCCUCUGUCGACGGCGCCGAUUCACCGGCGGUCACCUUCGGAAAAAUGAUGUCACCAAGGCCGAUGUCUGAGGAUCGAGGAUCCUCGAUUCAUUUCAGGCAUACACCGUUGCAGAUAGUCCAUGUAGUUGGAAAUUUCUUUCGGAUAUGGUCAAUCUAUUCCAUGUAUCGCUAUUUUUCCCAGACUGGAGCUUCAGUUGUACUUUUUCUCUUUUGUUGUUUGGCCCCAGCAGCCAUCAUAUUCUUGACUUUGCAAAAGCCUUGGAAGGGAAAACCCCUUUCAAAUACUCAGGUAGUUCCUUCUGUGAUAAAUGGUGGCAUAACAGCUUUAUACUUUAUCAUGUGGGGAAAGGGCCUUAAGGCAUGUGGACCUCUGAGGGCUAUACUUGUGGAGUAUUCUGGUGCUGUCCUUGGAGUGCUUUCUGCUGUUUUGUAUGGUCGGAGGGGCUUUGUUUGGAAAAAGGCUGCCGGUCUCCUUGCAAUGUUGGUAUCUUUCUACUUCUUAUCACAAGGGUGGGCCAUGGCCACACGUUUUCCCUUCUCUGCGAAAGAUGGCUCUGUCUCUGAGGAUCAGACUGAACAAGUGUUGGGUAUGAAAGCAAUGACAAUUCCCAUCUUUGCUGGAAUAUUAUCAGCAUUGAGAAGGGUCAUUGCUCGCCGCGUUUCACUUAAGAAUCAACUUAAAAGACGACUUCAUGCCAUAACAAUGGCUUCUGCAACUUGUUUUCUCUUUCCUAUAGCCAUGUGGGAUAUGAUAAUUGGGUCAACUUCUGAUAACAGCAGAGAGCUUCCUUUCUCCACCUGGGCAUUUUUAAGCACUAUACUUUUUGGUGUUAUUCUGAUAUUUUACGUUGACAGCAUUGCUGAAGAGAGAUUGCACAUGGUUUUUUCUUCUCCAAGGCAUUUGAUGGUGGCUGGUGGAAGCAUAAUUGCACUGGAGAUUUUAUACAAGAUGGAUUUUUCUCUAAUCGGCUUCAUUAUCUGCUGCUCAAUUUUGGGGUUUGGGAUACAUGAAGCAACUUCUUUAGACCGCAGCAGAAAAGAUUCUUCUCGCAAUUCUGAUACAUCAAAUGGUUUAUUGGACGACCAAGAUCAGAUUCCAUCACUUCCAACUUGAUUAAUCAGGAGAUGGUGGUUUGGCCCAAUUUUAUUACUGUUAUCAGGCGUGACACUUGUUUAUUUGGCUGCCAAAUGUGCCGUACUCAAAUGCGUAAUGCCCAUCACAUUUUUCGCCUUCAUGCCCUGUACAGUCUGCUUUGCAAGCAGUCUCUCACAAUUCUUUCCGAAUUUUAGCGCUGACCAUAUGUAAGGUUCUCAAAACUUGUAUCCACUUUAGCUUCAAAUUUACGUGUCUAUUGGAUUUCUGAUCUGUACUUAGAACCCUACUAACCUGUAAACCAAUGACAGUUUUCACACCAUGGAAUUCCUUUGCUCUUUGUUCAUUCUUUAA
This is a messenger RNA of Momordica charantia (bitter melon), 1568 nucleotides long. RefSeq names its product zinc transporter. The record is from RefSeq and is a predicted model, not a curated record. NCBI's taxonomy places the organism in Eukaryota, Viridiplantae, Streptophyta, Magnoliopsida, Cucurbitales, Cucurbitaceae.